Molecule: messenger RNA, 267 nt
Organism: Protopolystoma xenopodis
Lineage: Eukaryota; Metazoa; Platyhelminthes; Monogenea; Polystomatidea; Polystomatidae
Source: the annotation of a GenBank genome assembly
GACUGUGUUAUUUCUGAGCUUUCUGCAAGCCUCUCACAUGCCCGCCUUGAAGUAGCCGAGCUAGAGGCCGGGCUGGCUGAGCGUGAUGCCCGCCUCACUAGCCAAACUCAUGAAAUGGCUGACCUUGAAACCCAACUCAAUUCUUCCAUUCGUCUAGUACAAAGUUUGCAUUCUCGACUGGCUCAUGGCAGGCAACAGCUUAAUAAUCAACUUACCCGGCUGGCUCAUAUUUCUUCCAAAGAACUGCCAAGUGAAAGACAGGCCUAG